Molecule: messenger RNA, 639 nt
Organism: Vespa velutina
Lineage: Eukaryota; Metazoa; Arthropoda; Insecta; Hymenoptera; Vespidae
Exons: 1
Coding region: 1-639 (212 amino acids)
Source: RefSeq, a predicted model, not a curated record
AUGAGAGCAAGGCUUGUAAACGGUUUGCCUUACUUAGGACGUGAUGAAACCAGACCGACGUCAAUACCACUCAGCGAAUUUGUUGUGAUGAAAUUAGUUAAACCUAUCACCAAUUGUAAAAGAAAUAUUACAACUGACAAUUUUUUUACGACUGCAUCUCUGGCUGCAAAAUCAUUGGCGGAAAGGACAACGUUAGUGGGAACAAUGAGUGCGAACAGGAGGGAAUUGCCCGUACUUGCAAAAACAUCAAAAGAUAAUUUGCAACUUCUUUCAACAAUGGCAUACAAAUCAAAUGACUGUACGCUAACGAUUUAUAAAUCAAAACCAAGAAAAGAAGUAGUUAUACUGAGUACCACACAUAAAACCGUAAAAAUCAAGAACAAUAGAAAGAAGACACCCGAAACAAUCAUUUACUAUAAUAAAACAAAAUUUGGCGUCGAUAUAGUUUACCAAAUAGCACGAAAGUAUAACGUUAAAUCGAAGUGCAAUAGAUGGCCUGGUGCAGUUAUUUUUCAAUAUUUUGGAUUUCGCUGGAAUCAAUUCGUGGAUACUCUAUCAGGAAACAACUGGGUUGAAGCUAUCAAGGCAACGCUUACAAUUAGCAGACGAGCUUGUUACAGAGUACCUCGAAUUUUGUGA